GCCCCCCUCACCCAACCAACCCAAAUCCCAUCCACCUCCCUAAAAGACAGCGGCAAAUCGCGCCGCCCGCGCGACGUCCGUCUAAUCCACAUGCUCCUCUCCUCCCUCGGCGUAACAGCCUACCAAGAACGCAUCCCUCUCCAACUCCUCGACUUCGCCUACCGCUACACCUCCUCUGUACUACAAGACGCAGUGCACCUCGCAACAGAAGGUUAUGCGGGAACCACCGACCCCGCAUCUUCCUCGCGCGGUGCCUCGGAAGUCAACAGUGUGUCGCUGCCCGCGUUACGGCUCGCCAUUGCGUCGCGUCUGCAUUAUCAGUUCCAGGCUGGUCUGCCGAAGGAGUUUUUGAUGGAUGUGGCGGCGGAACGGAAUAGGGUUGCGUUGCCGGGGGCGAGUAGGGGGUUUGAUAAUUCGGGGGCCGUGAAGCAGGGUCAGGCGAAUCAGAGUGUUGUUAUGGGUGGGAUGAGGUUGCCGCCGGAGAGGUUUUGCUUGACGGGUCUGGGGUGGGGGAUGAAA
Messenger RNA from Aspergillus sclerotioniger CBS 115572, 519 nucleotides. RefSeq names its product putative transcription initiation factor TFIID, 31kD subunit. Gene Ontology annotation, cellular component: SAGA complex; transcription factor TFIID complex. The record is from RefSeq and is a predicted model, not a curated record. Gene Ontology annotation, biological process: RNA polymerase II preinitiation complex assembly; DNA-templated transcription initiation. The annotation marks the transcript as partial. NCBI's taxonomy places the organism in Eukaryota, Fungi, Ascomycota, Eurotiomycetes, Eurotiales, Aspergillaceae. Gene Ontology annotation, molecular function: protein heterodimerization activity; RNA polymerase II general transcription initiation factor activity; transcription coactivator activity. The transcript has a single exon.